AUGCCUCGAUCUGGACCGCCAUUCAGAGAACCGAUCACGUACUUUAGAUGGGACGCAAAAGAGUGGAUCAGGCUCCAUAGGACAGGAUGGAGUAUAGGCGAAAUGAACACAACAAUCGAUACACUCUGGCUCUUACAUGCAGCGAUUCGAAACUAUUACAUCGCUAGCCGAACUGCCGACCAGCGUCGACAACCUGGACUGCCAGCGCCAAAUCCGAUACCAGCACGACCUUAUACCCCAGCAGAUCUAAUUCAUGUACAGAAUCAUGGCCAGCUACCCCAACCUGCAGGCACAGCCCCAGCCCCAAUCCCAAUUGCAGCUUCUGUUUCGGUUCCAGCUCCAGUUCCGGUUCCCGCUCCUGCUGCCGGCCCAGCCCCAGCACCGCCUUUGGGAGGAGCAGCUCAUGAGCCAGUCGCACAAGGGGUAGAUGCGGGAACACAAGCAGCUCAGGUGAAUACGACAAAUUUCCUGUAUCAACCUAAUCACCGUUCUGUGAAUCAAGAAUUGCCGCCGAUGUUAAAUAUCGAUGACGGUGAAGAAAAAGGUGAAAAGGAAAGAGCAGCAGCGAAGAGGCGCAGGAUGCGUAGAUUCGAAGACGCCGGGUUAUGCGAUCCUGGAAGAGAGGGGCGAGAUUUGGAAUGGAGGUGCGCGAACAUACUUGGCCAAGGUACUACUGGAACUGUUACACUCUGGGUUGGCGUUGACGAGUCGAGAACCAUCGCAGAGAGGUUAGCAGUGAGAGAUGUUGCCGUUGAAUCACAGAAAUGGAUUGGGCCGAUCUUCUGGCGCGACAAGUUACCGAUGGAGCUUGCCAUCCUGACACGGCUCGAGAGACGCAAGGCACAUGAGCACCACGUGCAUAGGUACCACGGUCAUCGCAUCGACGUAAAGAAACGACGCUUUCGUGUUUUCAAUGAGGUUUGCGACAUGGGUGACAUCUGCCAGUCACUAGACUGGUAUUCGCGUCAGUGGAGACGAAGACGUAAUAUGUUUCGAUGGCAAAACUCUCAUCCUGAGAUCAGGAAUAUCUUGAGAGCACGUGGGGACAUACCGGCAUCAGGAAUAGUAGAUGUUGAUCAACAAGAACAAGACUUGAAAGCAGUGAAUGAUUGGGCUUGGUAUGCUUUCGGAAAGAAGCAGUUCCUGGAGGCGGGGAAGCCCGUACGUGCUGCCGUCCCUGGAGAACUGCCACUGCCAACCAACGUCCUUUUCGAAGAGUAUGAGAACAUGUCAGAGCUUGAAGAUUGGCACGGCGAUCCUCUCCCAGUAGAUUUACCAGAAGUCAUUCCAGAAUGGUUUCUCUGGAUAGUGUUUGACCAGCUUGUGGAUGCCUUCACUAUGUUGGGUUCGGGGCGCAUCAAUGAAGAAGACGAUGACGUCGACUGGAACGAGAUCGUGCAUCGCGACGGCCAUCUUGGGAACGUAUUCGUGAAACCAGCCAAUGGCGCUGUAGGCAAAGAGAUCAACAAAAAAGACGGGCAUCAAUACCGUCAGUUUGGCGCACACGAGGCUCCUUCUAUUGUCCUUGCAGACUUUGACCUCGCAUUCUUCGACUUACAGUCAGGAAAUGACGACUACGCCGACAAUCCUACGCAUUAUAUGAUGCGAAACCACCCUCUCGAUGCUAAGGAUGCUGGGGGAAGAUACGCUCCAGAGAUGUUUUGGUGCUACGAAGGUCACUACCUAGACGAAAGGACUUCCGAAAAGAUGACGGCCAGAACAGACGUCUGGCAAGUUGGACAGAUGAUGUGGAACCUGGUUAUGAAUUCACCCGGAAAAGAUGGGUUUGUUCAGGAGCCGUUCACCUACACGGUGUCUGAUGAAGGCGAAGGAAUUGAAAAGCUUUUGAACGACGGCUCCGAAUACGACAUCCAAAAACACAAAGACGACUUGUUUUCCGGCAAGACGCCCUUCGAGGCUUCUAAUAUGUAUAGCAAGACGCUCAAAGACACCAUCAUCCGGUGCAUGGACUACCGGCAACACAAGAGAGCUAGCUUUGCGGAUCUGAAACUCGUAACGAAGGAGUGGGCUGGGAAAGAACUUCCACCAGGCUCGAAAGCGAAUGGCGAUCUGAUCAUCUGCGUUUCAGAAGCUAUGGAAGAGAGCGUUUCGCCCGUCUCUGUCAGCAAGUACGGCACUUCUCUCGCGGUAAACAUGGCGUUAUCGAACUUGCUUUCGUCUCAGGAAUCGGCGAAGUCAAAUGCGCUCUUCGAAUGGAAAUUCCUCGUAUUCGCGGUAGUUCCACUUGUCAUAGCCUACUACCUACGGACCACCAAGGCCAAGACUUCCGAUCUCGCGCAAUAUUCUCACUUCCCACAACCUGAACCAGCAGAUCCUAUUCGGGGUCAUUGGGCAUGGGUUGAGAAGAUUGCGGGGGAAGGUGAUCCUCGACGCCAAUUCGAUGAGAUGCUGUAUGAACAGGCGGAAAAGCUUGGAUUCCCUCCAGUCCUUUUUGUCGACUUCCGCCCGAUCGAAAAGUUCCCAAUACUAUUUGUGCUGGACAACGAUGUUGCUGAGCAAGUCACCAAGCCGAACAAAGCCUUCAGGACUAGUAUGCCCAAGCACCCUGCUAUCCAGCAAUUAGCUCCUCUUGUUGGUGCAAGAUCUCUGGUCACCACUGAUGGAGAUGAAUGGAAUGUACUCUACAAGCGCAUACGCCCUGGCUUUCAACCCAGUCAUCUUCUUGGUCUAGUUGAUGUCAUCCUGGACAAAUCCGAGACCUUUAUCGAGCUCAUGGAACAGAAGGCCGCCUCCGGCGACACGUUCACACUCGGCCCAUACACGACAAAUUUAGUCUUUGACAUCAUCGGUAUUGUAACAUUCGACAUGGAUCUCAACGCGCAGAUUGAUGGAAAACAGUCCGAGGUCCUCCUAACCUACCGCGCCCUUUCUGAAGCGUUCAAUAAACGCCCAUUCGGAGGGGUAGGUUGGCGCGAUUACUUCUCUGCCAACGAACGCGAGAUCCGGUCAAAGGACAAGAAGCUUGAUAGCAUUCUCAAAGCCGAGAUCAGGAGACAGCACAAAGUUUUAGUGUCCGGCACCACCGAUACGAAGAUCAAGAACAAGAGUGUAGCGACUCUCAGCCUUCACGGUGUGGACAAGUUGACAUCUCAAAUCAUCCAGCAAACCAGCGAUACACUGCGCGGCUUCCUCUUCGCCGGUCACGACACUACUUCCAUCCUGCUCCAAUGGGCGUUCUACGAGCUACAUAUACAUCCAUCCGCUGCAAAGACCCUCAAGGAAGAGCUUGACUCUGUGUUCGGUCCAAACACUCACCCCUCUGCUGUCGUCAAGGCCUUACGAAGUUCGGAAGCUGGUGCUCUGCUGUAUAAGUUGGCUUACACAGACGCCGUAAUCAAGGAAACGCUACGCUUGCAUCCACCUGGCACAACUGCACGCAUGGCUCCAUCCUCAUCGAACACCAUGCUCACUCUUCCCGACGGAAACACACUCUGCGUCGACGGGCUGUGCGUCACACCGCGCGCGUACAUCAUCCAGCGUCAUCCCAAGACCUUCGGCGACACCCGCGACGACUUCAAUCCCGAGCGAUGGCUCGGUGAGGAAGGCAAGAAGAUUCCUGAAAGCAGUUUCAGGCCGUACGAACGCGGGCCUCGGCGAUGCACCGGGUCUGAACUGGCCAACCUAGAGACGAAGAUCAUCAUUGUAUGUGUAGCAAGGCACUUCGACUUCGUCAAGCAAGGGCUUGGUGAGCUGGAUUUGGACGACAAGGGUGAGGUGCAGGUUGAUGAGAAGGGUAAGGCGAAAACAAAGGGAACCAUGUUCUCGACACAUCAGGUUACUGCAAAGCCAGUUGAUGGUAUGGAGAUCAAG
Molecule: messenger RNA, 3831 nt
Organism: Alternaria burnsii
Lineage: Eukaryota; Fungi; Ascomycota; Dothideomycetes; Pleosporales; Pleosporaceae
Product: cytochrome p450
Exons: 6
Biological process (GO): protein phosphorylation
Molecular function (GO): oxidoreductase activity, acting on paired donors, with incorporation or reduction of molecular oxygen; iron ion binding; heme binding
Source: RefSeq, a predicted model, not a curated record